Messenger RNA from Ilex paraguariensis (yerba mate), 240 nucleotides. The record is from the annotation of a GenBank genome assembly. NCBI's taxonomy places the organism in Eukaryota, Viridiplantae, Streptophyta, Magnoliopsida, Aquifoliales, Aquifoliaceae.
AUGAAUGCUCAAGUGCAUAGACAUGCUCACAACUUCAGGGAAGUGCAGCAGUGUACUCUUUUAUCUAUCAAGACGGGUGGAUGCAGUGAGGAUUGUUCAUAUUGUCCUCAGUCCUCCAGAUAUGACACUGGAUUGAAAGCGCAAAGGCUUAUGAACAAGGAUGCUGUUAUGGAGGCGGCAAAGCAGGUGCUAUUUUUCAUCAUUUUUAAAUUCUCAUGGGUUUCUAAUAGACCCAAAUGA